AUGGUUAUGACGAUUUUACUUUUGGAAAAAUUCAUAUCAAACGGUUAUUACGACGUGACAGAAGAAUACGGAUGCGAAAAUACGAAAUUUCGUUUAAAUUGUAAUUCCGUAAGGAAAACAAUCGUUAUAUUCGAUGGGAUUUUUUCAAAUGAUGAAAAUUUUUUUAAAAUCCAUAAUAUCCCAUGUAAAAAUUCCAGGAGAUCGAUAAGAAAUUGUAAAACUUGUUGUUCGGAUAAGGAAAAAAUCAUUAAUGAUAAUAAUUAUGAUAAUGAUAAUGAUAAAAUAAUAAUUGGAUUCGAAAACGAAACAAACGAUUAUAAUAAUAAUAAUAAUAAUUUUGAAGAAAUUAAAUUUAAACAUUUGAUUACUAAAAGAUGUUCUGGAGUUAACUAUUGCACUUUUGUUUUCGAUGAAGAUUAUGAAGAAUCUAAAAAAAUUGGUCCAGGUGGUGUUUAUAUUCGUUACGCUUGCGUUCCAGAUACGAUAAUGAAAAAAACAUGCGAUACGUAUUUGAACGUGUCAGAAGAAGAAGGUUUUGCAAGGACUCCAGGUUAUCCGAGUUAUUACGUCGGUGAAACAAAUUGUAAAUGGAUGUUAAAAUCAUCGCCGUUGCAAAGGAUAAAAAUAACUUUUUUAGACGUGUCAAUAAGAAACGUUGCUCCCCACGAAAUGGAUUGCUUGGAUAAAAUAAUAGUUUCGGAAAAUGGUUUGAAUCUUUUAACGGCUUGCGGUGAUUCGUUUGAAAACGUCGUCGUUUUAUCAUCCGGUUCGUCAUUGAACGUGUCAUUUGUCACACAAUCGAAAAAUCUUUUUCCAAAACGUGGAAUUUUAUUUCAUUACAAAGAAGACGGUUAUUUAUACGAAAGAAACGAAUCGUUUGUACAUUUUAAAUGCUGCCACGGUUUUGUUUUUCCUGACACGUUAUCAAGAGAUAAAAUAUUACAAUGUCAAAAUGAAAAUUAUUGGAACGGACGAAUUCUGGAUUGCGUCAGUGAGUAA
Molecule: messenger RNA, 999 nt
Organism: Pediculus humanus corporis (human body louse)
Lineage: Eukaryota; Metazoa; Arthropoda; Insecta; Psocodea; Pediculidae
Exons: 5
Coding region: 1-999 (332 amino acids)
Source: RefSeq, a predicted model, not a curated record